This is a messenger RNA of Pleurotus ostreatus (oyster mushroom), 1113 nucleotides long. RefSeq lists its product as uncharacterized. The record is from RefSeq and is a predicted model, not a curated record. Bases 1 to 1113 code for a protein of 370 amino acids. The transcript is spliced from 2 exons. Lineage: Eukaryota; Fungi; Basidiomycota; Agaricomycetes; Agaricales; Pleurotaceae.
AUGGAAAUGCACGGCGCGGACAACCCACCAACGCCUCCCACGCAGCCUUCCAUCGCCGAGCAAAGCAGCGGGAAUUCACGGCGAAGGUAUACAAAGAAAAAGCGAUGUGCACGGCGAGAUAAACGCGAGAAAGUGCUGGCAUUGGCUGGGAAUUCUGUGAAGAAGGUUGCGACUAUGCGUAGACUGAAAUCCCAGAAGGUGGCCGUAAACAUUGAUGUAGGUUCAAGCGGCCAUGCAUCCACCGGCUACAUUGGACUGCACAAUCCUAUCAGCGAGCCUCACAGGCAUAUCCUCAACCUCCAGGCGGAGGGAUUCACACUUCUACCAUGGAAUCAAAGGGAUGGGUUUACACUCAUCGACUUGCAGGGCCACAUCAUUGGCGGCGGUGCCUCCCCCAGAGACCCGACAUGGGCCCAAGUUGCAUUGGAUGCCUCUAAUGCCGUGAAGCAGGCACGCAACAUUGCUCGGUUCUCCGAUAAGCAGAAGCAGCAUAGGCGAGGAUGUUUUCCUGCGAUGGCCACUGGGAUAUCCUAUGGGGGUGGCCAGACUCAGCCGAUGACUUUGAGGAGCUCUCCUGAAAAUGCUGCGGCUAUGGGGCUUUUGAUGGGUAGCCCUUCAAUCCGACGCAUCACCGGUCUUCAGUCCAAACUACUUCAUACGAUUGUUCCUAGGCUAGGUGCAUACUACAGAGAUACUCUGGACGCCCUUGUUGCGUCCAAUUCAGGGCUCGCACGAAAUUUUCGAAAUAGCGACUUCGCCUGUAUGACAGCCAACUUUGGGCCAAAUACGAUUACUAUUGAUCACACCGACUUUGCAAACCUCGCGACGGGUUUGUGUGCAAUUACUUCCCUUGGCAGUUUUGAUUCCAACAUCGGCAGCCAUCUAAUUCUUUGGAAUCUCAAGUUGAUUAUUGAGUUCCCUCCUGGGGCAACGAUCCUCAUCCCGUCCGCCCUGCUUAGGCACUCCAACGCCCCAAUUCAAAGUGGGGAGCAACGGUUUUCGUUGACCCAGUACUCAGCGGGAGGCCUAUUUCGCUGGGUGGAGAACGGAUUCUGCAAAAAUAGAGAUCGCCGUCCUCCCAGGAAGGAGCCUGAGCAAGAUGACAACGGGUGA